UCGUAUUCAAGAUGCUGCAAGCAUUGUUUUUAAUGGUAUCUUUAGCAUGUUUUGUAAAGGGAACACCAAUUAUUCUUGUUCCACCUUCACCAAUUAAUGCAAGUCUGGGCUCAACUGCAGUGUUUACCUGUGUGUGUCAUGAUUGUAUUGGACAAUAUUGGCUUGUUAAUGGUAUGUCUGCAGCAUAUCAGGAAAUCCAAGAUAAAGGUGUUUUGCCAAACGGACCGAACAUUUUUCCCAAUGGCAGUAAGCAAUAUAAUGUAUCAGUGCCUGCAACUGUUCAGUGGAAUGAAUCAACAAUACAGUGUGUUGUUCAUAAUUGGGAAUAUUUCCCUGAAAGCCCAAUAGUACAACUGAUGGUGCAAGGUUUGUUGUCAAAUGUUACUGCUACAGUGACACAAAUUAAUAGCACAACAUUAUUACUUAAAUAUGAAGCACCAUAUACACUAACAGGAAUACCGAUAUUAUAUUAUACUAUAGUAAUAUCAACAACUGAUAUGUCAGUUAAUAUUACUGAUACACAGUACAAUUUAUAUCUUAAUGAGUUUUGUUCCACUUAUAAUAUUAGCAUAACACCAUGGAAUAUUGUUGGUAAGGGCAAUACUACCAUGCUGUCAGGCAUCAUAUUAUAUCAAACUGCAGUUACUACAACACCACACUUUAUUGAAGAGUAUAUUGGAACUUAUAUUAUAUUUCAGUACAACAAUUACUGUAUUGGAACAGUGCCGCAAUUGGUUUUAUUGCUAAUAAAUGAGCAAGAAUAUCAUUGCUCAUUGGCAUCUCCUACUACUAAUAAUUGCACUGUUACUACUGGAGAUAUAAAUAACAAUGUUAAUGUUACCAUUAAUAUAAGUGAAGUAUUGGAGUAUGGAGCUAAAUACACUGUUAAAAUGUCACUUUUUACUAUUAAUAAUGUUGACUUUAUUCACUCUAAUGAUUUCACAUUCAAAUUCAACACAUAUCAUGUCAUUUCUGCUGCUAUAUUGUCAAUUAAUGACUCAGCUGUUUGCCUCCAGUGUAUUUUUAGAAAUAAUUCCCAAUCAACAGGUUGCUAUGGAGUAUUUAAACCAAUUAAUAACACUGAAGGAGGAUCAACAACAGUAUAUUACAAAAUAAUAAAGCCACUGAUGGAUACAGUAGCUAUUGGUUGUGCUAAUACAUUGCCUAAUGGAAUGUACAGUGUAUCAAUAUUAGAUGCAUUGAGUUAUCAAGAGGGAAGAUUCAAUAACACAGCCAUCAAUAUGUCAUCCAUAAUAAUUAUUAAUAACACUAUUAUUACUGAUGCCGGCAUUACUAGCAGUAGCAGUGUAAUAUUUAUAUCCACUACAAUAUAUGGUAAUUUGAAACUGAGUAUUUUUAAUUGUGUCAAUUUUUUAUAG
Amphimedon queenslandica is the source of this 1379-nucleotide messenger RNA. RefSeq lists its product as uncharacterized. The record is from RefSeq and is a predicted model, not a curated record. Lineage: Eukaryota; Metazoa; Porifera; Demospongiae; Haplosclerida; Niphatidae. The transcript is spliced from 6 exons. Bases 12 to 1379 code for a protein of 455 amino acids. Gene Ontology annotation, molecular function: protein binding.